UUAUCAGGCCAAGCUGUCGGACUUUGGUCUGCUGAGGAUGAGUGAGAGCAGCACACUCAAGUCAACUCGAGUCAUGGGAACACCGGGCUAUGUCGACCCCACCUACGCCCAAACACGCAAGGCCACCACAGCAUCUGAUGUGUACAGCUUUGGUAUUCUCAUUCUGGAGCUCAUCACGUGCAAGAAGGCCGUUCUUUCUGUCAACAACCAACCGAUUCACCUCCGCGACUGGGUAUCCCAGCAGCUGCACAGCAGUGCGAGUCUGGAGGACUCUUCCACCGAAGCUCCACUCGAGGCACCACAUGAGCUGCAGGCAAGCACCGACUCCCUAGAGGUGAUCGACCCGCGCCUCGCCAUGCCUCAGCCCAUUGCCGUGCGACUCCUCCACCUCGCCCUCUCCUGCACCGCCAUGUCGCUGGCCUCCCGCCCCUCCAUGAUGAAGCUUGUCUUGGAGCUGGAGACUCUCAGGAAUGAAUGCUUGGCCGCGCAGCCUUCUCUUGUCUAGGAGUGAGUAACAAACGUGUGACUUCUUCACCUCGCGCUCUCCUGCACCGCCCGCAAGUCUCCACCCGGUUGCCCCUCACUGGCGAAGCUGGUGCUGGAGCUGGAGACUCUUAGGAAUGAACGCUUGCUUGGCCAACUCCACCUGCAGUUAUAUUACGCACAAACAAUUGACGCAUUGAUUCCUCCUGGUCGUUCGUCUGCAAUUUCUCUGGCACACUGGUUAGGUGACCCUGAGAAUCUUGAGGCACAAAUGCAGGGAGAUCCGCAUCAAGAUUGUACUACUGAAAGCUUUAAGACUUAUGUUUGCUUGUUUGUUUGUUUUUGUUUUUGUUUGUUUGUUUUUUUUCUUUUUUUUUUCUUCAGAAACUGUGUAACUGUGCAGCACUUCGCUGGAUCAAAGUUUGGUGGCGAAGUAGAGACGAAUUUUGCGCGCUCAUUUGUUUUGCGACAACAACUUGCGUCAUUCACGGGCAACCCCAUAACAAAGGCACGUCAGUCAAUUUGCACCACUAGCAGCAACUGAACUCCUGCUGAGUCAUCGUGCCAUCCCCUGCUCCAGCACCUCAGUCAAUGGCUUCCAGCUGGUUGGGCCUGACAGUUUCGCGUAAGUCGUGAUCUUCUACGAGCUCUCAUUCGUUGGGGGCAACACGAGUGACAAAACCCUGCAGACGAAGGUUUUCAUAUUGGCUGCGAUAUCAGCGAUCUUGCCACCCUGUUUCAGGCAUCGUCAGACAUCGCGGACUUCGCAUCCCUGGCGAAUUCUGCCUCAGCAUUGUUCCAGGCUUCGGUCUGGACAAACAGGCGGUCAGGUAAUGAUACAAUUACC
This is a messenger RNA of Closterium sp. NIES-67, 1330 nucleotides long. The record is from the annotation of a GenBank genome assembly. Lineage: Eukaryota; Viridiplantae; Streptophyta; Zygnematophyceae; Desmidiales; Closteriaceae.